Molecule: messenger RNA, 1002 nt
Organism: Thecamonas trahens ATCC 50062
Lineage: Eukaryota; Apusomonadida; Apusomonadidae
Exons: 3
Coding region: 27-929 (300 amino acids)
Biological process (GO): nucleophagy; autophagy of mitochondrion; autophagosome assembly
Cellular component (GO): cytosol; cytoplasmic ubiquitin ligase complex
Molecular function (GO): Atg8-family ligase activity
Source: RefSeq, a predicted model, not a curated record
CACCCGUCGUCGCAAGUGCGACAGCCAUGGCGUCCAUGUUCAAGAGGAUGCGUGAGAGCGUGAUGCCGACACUCAAAGAGACCCGUUUCCAGGAGAAGGGCGUGCUUACUCCGGAGGAGUUUGUGGCGGCAGGCGAUAUGCUGGUGUACAAGUGUCCGACAUGGUCAUGGGAGUCUGGAAGCACAGUGCGGGCGUUUCUGCCCGAGGACAAGCAGUUUCUCAUCACACGCAACGUCCCGUGCCGUGAGCGUGUGGCGGCCAUCGAGUACUUUGAUGACAACGACGAGCUUGUGGCGAUGGACGACGGCGACGACGAGGGCGACGGAUGGGUGGCGACCCACAUGGAUAUGGGCGCCGGCGGUGAGCAGCUGGCGGCCAUUGCGGACGCCAUGCAGCCGGUCUCUGUUCCUGCGGUGGCGUCAAUGGAGUGCUCGGGCUCGGACUCGGACUCGGACAUCCCGGACAUGGACGACUUUGACGACGACGACAAUGUUCUGGAGGACGACGAUGAUGCCACGGCGGUGUUUGGCGGCGCUGGGCCGUCGAGCGGCAUGGAGGAAGCCAACAUCCUCAUGACCCGCACGUACGACGUCUCGAUCACCUACGACAAGUACUACCAGACCCCCCGCGUCUGGCUCUUUGGCUAUGAUGAGACUGGCCAGCCGCUAAGCCAGGAGCAGAUCUUCGAGGACAUCUCGCAGGACCACGCCAAGAAGACCGUCACCUUUGAGCCGCACCCGCACUCGGGCAUCCCGCACGCCUCCAUCCACCCGUGCAAGCACUCGAACGUCAUGAAGAAGAUCAUCGACAACCUCGGCCUCUCUGGCCAGACUCUCCGCGCCGACCAGUACAUGUUCCUCUUUGUCAAGUUCAUCUCAACCAUCAUCCCGACCAUCGACUACGACCACACCUUUGACAUGGAAGGCUGAGCCUCUUCCAUCCCCUCCCCCGCCUUGUGCUCGGGACAAGGCUUCCUCGACACCGUAAAAGCUUGAUCUGAUA